AUGGAUUCCAGUAUGUUCAAAGAAUGGGUUUUAAACCAAUUUAUACCUAAUGUAAUUUGUUCACCAAAUCUUUCAAAAAGUUCGAAAAUAGUCGUGAUUAUGGAUAAUGCCAGCUAUCACUCCGUAAAAUUAGAUAAACCACCAACUAAGUCUUCAAACAAAACUGUCAUGCAGGAAUAUUUAACAAAAUGUAACAUUGCAUUUGAUCCAAAAUUUACAAAAAAAGAUUUAUCGGAUUUAAUCCAACCCACAAUUUCACCUGAUACUCCUGUAAAAUAUGAAAUUGAUUACAUUUUGAAACAGCAUGGUAUUGAUGUGCUUCGACUUCCACCUUACCAUUGUCAAUACAAUGCUAUUGAACUGGCAUGGGCACACUGCAAACGUUAUUAUAAUCAAAACAUUCACGAAUAUACUGAAGACAAAAAUCGAGUAACGCACUUAUGGUUGGAGGCUUUAAAUAAUUUUGAUUCACAAAUGUGGAAAAAUAGUAUUCGGCAUUGUGAUGAAUUAAUUCUAGCAGACUGGCACAAAGAAAUGGGCAAUUUUCCUCUAGAUAAUAUUCCACCAGUCAUAAUAUCUUUAGCAGACUCUGAUACAGACGAAACAGAUGAUGAUGAGAGGGUAACUGACGAUGAUCUCGCUGAAAUAGAAGGUGAUGGCGAUGCUAUGUCUGUGGAAUUUCCUCUAGCAACGACAAGUUUACAGGGCACUACUAGUAACCUAUUAUUGUUUCUUAUAGCUGUUAUAAUCUUAACUUUUAUUGUUCUUUGA
Messenger RNA from Zophobas morio, 771 nucleotides. RefSeq lists its product as uncharacterized. The coding region runs from base 1 to 771 and encodes 256 amino acids. Gene Ontology annotation, molecular function: nucleic acid binding. NCBI's taxonomy places the organism in Eukaryota, Metazoa, Arthropoda, Insecta, Coleoptera, Tenebrionidae. The record is from RefSeq and is a predicted model, not a curated record. The transcript has a single exon.